This is a messenger RNA of Cetraspora pellucida, 315 nucleotides long. The record is from the annotation of a GenBank genome assembly. NCBI's taxonomy places the organism in Eukaryota, Fungi, Glomeromycota, Glomeromycetes, Diversisporales, Gigasporaceae.
AUGAAAGAGCAGACCAGUGCUUAUUCUAGUAAUAUAGACACUAAAGAAAACUUUGAAGUUUAUUAUCAAGAAGAACUUGAGAAAAUCUAUAUACUUGAAAAGCAAAUAGAACAGAUGCAUUACAAUAUAAAAUUGGCAACAAAAUAUAGUAUCAAGUAUUCUAUUAAACCUACAACUACUACUCAUGUAAAGUUGCCUAAGGACAAUUCUAAGUUAGUUGCUAAAAGACGAUCAGGUGAUAUAGACUGGUCUUCAAGUGAUUCUGAACAGCUUAUUUCUAAAGUAAAUGAAUAUAAUUACUAUAAAAUUUUAUAG